GAUGCCCUAGGGUGCCGAAUCUGAUUGGUUGACUUUUUUAACUUGCGCCUGGCAGGACCCUGCUUUGUUGGAUCAUGGCACCAGAGUCAAGAAAAGAGCAAAACAGCAGUGAUAUGUCAUGUUCAAACAGAAAUAUUUCUUAUAAACAGUGGUAUGUCCUAUUCAAACAAACGAAUAUAUGUGUUCAAAGUAGCGUAGGCGAACAUAUCACGAAUUAGUUACAGAUGCUGUCAUCACAUGAUCGAAUAAGUCGACAUAGAAGACGUAGCGCUGAUAGAGAUGACAACUAUCGCCAUCAAAGGAAUUGUUACGGCAUGAAACAUGAAAAACGAGAUAAAAAUGAAACCCCUUCUUCACGUAAAGAAGAAGCAUCACUUUUCUCUUUCGAGAAACAAAGAUUCGAAUUAAACAGAACUCUUAGUGCAAAUGCAAAUUUAGUAAAUGAUAUUAACGAUUUUUGGAAAUUCGUCCGAAAAUAUGAAGCAAUGGGGGAGAAAUUUGGCACCAAAGAUGAAUUAUUUUCUGUAUCGAAUAAUUAUAAUUCAAUUGGAGUACCUUUAGUUUAUCACAAUUCGCACAGCUUGAAUGUUACACUCACUUCUAGUAAACGCCAUUUAUUCGACAGAGUUUCGAGGUCAAUUGAUCUAACGGAUGAUAGGUUGGAAAAGUUUAGAGACAUUAUUAUUAUGUAUGUAGGAUUCAAACAGAAAGAAAAAUUUGCAAAACUAAAGAAACUCAGGGAUGAACAAGCAAACUUACCAGUUGCGAAAUAUCGACAGGAAAUUGUUGAUUCUCUUCAAACUGAACGAGUCAUUAUUAUAGCCGGCGACACAGGCUGUGGUAAAUCAACUCAAGUUCCACAGUAUCUAUAUACUGCUGGUUUUUGCAAAAUAGCAUGUACCCAGCCUCGCAGAAUAGCUUGUAUAUCAUUAGCCAAGCGUGUAGCUUUUGAAUCACUAACGGAGAAUCAGAACGAAGUGGGUUACGAGAUUCGAUUUGAGAAGCAGAGAAAUCAACAAACAAAAAUUACAUUUAUAACGGAAGGACUUCUCUUGAGACAGGUUUCUGGGGAAACAUCAUUGUCUCAAUAUGACGUAAUAGUUUUGGAUGAAAUACAUGAACGUCAUUUGCAUGGAGAUUUCUUACUGGGUAUUGCCAAAUGUCUCAUUCAUCAAAGACCUGAGCUUAAAUUAGUACUGAUGUCUGCUACGAUCAAUAUCAAACUCUUUAGUGAUUAUUUCACUAAAGAGAAUGUGAAAAUAUUACAGGUUCCUGGGAGGUUAUAUCCAAUUCAACUACUAUAUAGACCAAUCAACAUCGAUGACAAGUGCUUUAAAAACGAUCGAUUCGAUCCGAGUCCUUACAUUAAAAUAAUGCAAAUGAUCGACGAUAAGUAUUCAAGUAAGGAGAAAGGUGAUUUACUUGUUUUUUUAAGUGGAAUAAGUGAAAUUUCAGCUGUUGUUGAAGCAGCAAAGGAAUAUGGUCUAAAGAAAAAUAAUUGGAUCGUUCUGCCUUUACACAGUACUUUAUCUAUAUCUGAACAGGAUAAAGUAUUCGGCUACGCUCCUGAUAGAAUCCGUAAAUGUAUUGUGUCAACAAAUAUAGCUGAAACAUCUAUUACAAUAGACGGAAUUAGAUUUGUCGCGGAUAGCGGAAAAGUUAAAGAAAUGAGUUACGAUCCUACAUGUAAAAUGCAGCGUCUCAGGGAAUUUUGGAUCAGUAAAGCAAGUGCAGAACAGAGAAAAGGCAGAGCGGGAAGAACUGGGCCAGGGAUUUGCUACAGAUUGUAUUCAGAAGAAGAGUACACGGCUUUAGAAAAAUAUUCCACACCAGAGUUGCAACGAGUACCUCUCGAUUCUCUCCUCUUGCAGAUGAUCAACAUGGGAUUGCCGGACCCGCGAAAGUUUCCUUUCGUAGAAUCACCACCAGCGGAAAGUAUAGAAAAUUCGAUUCUUUCAUUAAAGGAACACGGUGCUUUGACUGAAAAUGAAAAAUUGACGUGUAUUGGAAAAACACUAGCUAGAUUACCAGUUGAUCUUAAUAUUGGAAAAAUGUUAAUUAUGGGGUCAACUUUUCAUCAAGUCGAACCAGUUUUAUCUCUUGCUGCUGCUUUGAGUGUACAAAAUCCAUUCACAAACGCUGCAUAUCGGAAUACUGAGUGUGAAAAUAUCAGAAAAAAUUUGGAGUCUGGGCAUGGCGACCCAAUAACAUUAUUAAAUUCAUAUAGAGCUUGGUUGGAAGUAAAGCAAGAAAGCAGUCGUGAACAGAGGUAUGGCGGUAGUAAAAGUAAAACGUGGUGCAAAAGACGAGGCAUCGAAGAACAGAGAUUUUACGAAAUUACAAAGUUGAGAGCCCAAUUCAAGGAAUUACUUCAGGAUUGCAACUUAUUGAAAAACCGAUCCGAAAGAAACGCUUAUCUGUCAAGUGCAGAACGGGCUUUAAGACACGGUGAAUUGAAACUUUUAAAAAAUCUUAAACGAACAUACAAGCAAAAUGAACCUCGGAAACGAAAGAAACUCAAAGUUCAUUCGUUAGGUUUUGAAAUGGAAGAUGACAGUCUCGAUACUGGUGAGAUUGAUAUAAAAGACGUAGAAUUUCGUAUGAAACAUGAUGCGUCACAGGUGAAAAAGCUAGUAACGGCUACAACGGCCUGUAGUUACAAAGAUCUUACUAUGUUAAAAUUAAUUUUGUGCAGCGGUUUGUAUCCUCAGUUCGCUUGUGCUGAUGAAUACAAUUAUUGUAAGUCAGUGAGCGAACAACUGUUUCACACAAAAGUAAAACCAUAUAUCGGUCUUCAUCCAAUGAGCUUCUUCGGAAAUCAUCCUCAAAUUUUACAACUUGAGGAAGCGGAUAUCGUAUCGAUUCCGGGUUAUAAAAGCAAAUUGCCUGUCAGUUCCAAGCAUCAGUUACUCACAUACUUCUGUCUUUUGGAAACUACGAAGCCAUAUCUUGUAAAUACGCUGAGAAUGCCAGCAGCUCAAACAUUGUUACUCUUUGCGCAGGAGAUUGAUUGUAAUGCAUCUUUUUCUAUUAGUCCUUUCGGGUAUUUCGGUGAGAUCUACCUAUCCAUGACGUACCUCACCACCACCGACUCGCAUGCUGCCACCCCCAGCGAUGGAACCAGGGGCGCACGGUUAUUCUCGGGAAGCUACCAAUGUCGCCUGGGGAACCCUUUCAGUAGCAAUGCUAUGGCCAAUUUAGCCGUUCAAAUUCAGCCAACAACACCCGACGAUGCAGAACGAUAUGCUAGUGAAAUAGAAAAUUCGUUCGUCAAGGAACUCGCAGAAUAUAUGCAUACCAUUAUACCAUAUACGAUAAAGCGACUACUUCCAGCAAAUUUAAAGUCCUUAUACGUUGGCAGAGGAUGUAAUGUAAUGAGCGUGGUACCGAAUCCUUUUCAACCAGGUUUUCAAUCUGUUUCUCAUGAAUCUAAGGGUGGAGUUCGUUUAACAAAACAUAUUACAUAUAAUUGUUUAGUAGAAAAUGAAUGGUCCAGAAAACUAGCAGCUGAAAUGAACGAAAGUCAUUGGGAAUGUCAAAAUUGUGGUACGACUGGUCUGCUUUCCCCUGUGCAGAAAUUGCAACAUACAAGUACGUGUUUGAAGCACCAACAGAAAGAGGAGAGUAGUGAAAUCUCUACUGAUAUGCUUCGUAAACCCAAUAGUCGCGCAUAUGACUGUCUGGAAUGUAAAAAAACCUUAUAUCUAGUACCUGUCGAAAUACUAAAGCAUAAAAAACAGCAUCAAUAAUAUUUAAUUGUAAAAACGGCACAUCAGAAUAAAAUAAUUUUAAUAAUUGA
Messenger RNA from Belonocnema kinseyi, 3799 nucleotides. Its product is annotated as probable ATP-dependent RNA helicase DHX34. Gene Ontology annotation, biological process: nuclear-transcribed mRNA catabolic process, nonsense-mediated decay. The transcript has 16 exons. The record is from RefSeq and is a predicted model, not a curated record. Gene Ontology annotation, molecular function: RNA binding; ATP binding. NCBI's taxonomy places the organism in Eukaryota, Metazoa, Arthropoda, Insecta, Hymenoptera, Cynipidae. Gene Ontology annotation, cellular component: intracellular anatomical structure. The coding region runs from base 225 to 3749 and encodes 1174 amino acids.